UAUUGGUGGUGUAGAUAGUGGCAACUCAAAGGCCUUCAGUAGCAUUCAGCAGCCUCAUGAAGGAGAACAUACCAGCAAAAGCAGCGAACUAGAAAUGACAGAUCCUAUCUUUGAUAGCAUUUUUUGACAGAAAACAUUAUCAAACAUGACUUGCUACUACUCGAGAACCAGGUUUCUUUCUUUGUGCUUGAGAAAUUGUUCAAACUCACUGUGGAAAAGAUCCCGAACUGUCCCCAUAAGUGUUCACUCACCGAUUAUGCCCUUUUUUACUUUCGCGACGUGAUGAGUCGAGAAGGCAAUUCCACAAAUAGUGCUGGCGCGAGAACAACUAGUUCUUCACCUAAUGACUGUGUCCUUCACAUUUCCGGCGAAGGAGAACAGCCAGCUGGAAAAGCGAAACACUACUAUCAUAUUCUGCAUUUGCUACACGAGAAUUACCUUCCUCUUGACACCUCGACUGCACAGAAAACAAAACAGAAAACAAAAUUCAGUGAAUUCACUCUGUCUGCAUCAAACCUUGAAUACGCAGGAGUCCAGUUUAAACCCCUCUCAGGAAACAACCAAUUCAAUGUCAAAUUCGAUGAAGAUGAAGGCCUAUCCUGGUGGUGCCAUAGGGCCAGUUUUGUGAUUCCAGCUCUCCGUAUACACGACCCCACAGAGCCAUUCCUCAGAAACUUCAUUGCUUUUGAACAGUGUGUCCCUGGCGUUUCGCAGCACUUCACAUCCUACGCAUUCCUCAUGGACAUGUUAAUCAACUCUGAGAAAGACGUCCAAGUGCUUAAAGAUGCCAAGGUUAUGUAUUGCUACUUGGGCGCAGACGAGGACAUCUCAAAUCUGUUCAACAAGCUGUGCAAGGAUGUUGUAGUAGAAGACUUUUAUUUUGCCGACACUUGCAGCAGAGCGUUCAAGUAUAGCGAGUAUGGCUGGCCGAAGAUUUUGGCAUACCACAAACGUACGUAUUUUGCCUCUCCGUGGGCAUUCAUAGGUUUCUGUUUGGCCUUCAUCGCUUUUGGCAUGUCGGUUACUCAAUUUGUCUUCAGUUUCUUUCAAUAAACGCCGAUGAUCGAUCAUGAAGUUUGUAUUAUGUUUCAACUAGAAUUGUAAGAGUUUUAUGAAUAAAUUUCUGUAAUAAAGUAAUAAGUUUGCCCGUCUCCUUGAAA
Molecule: messenger RNA, 1160 nt
Organism: Rhododendron vialii
Lineage: Eukaryota; Viridiplantae; Streptophyta; Magnoliopsida; Ericales; Ericaceae
Product: UPF0481 protein At3g47200-like
Exons: 2
Coding region: 283-1053 (256 amino acids)
Source: RefSeq, a predicted model, not a curated record